This is a messenger RNA of Komagataella phaffii GS115, 4338 nucleotides long. RefSeq names its product Protein involved in bud-site selection and required for axial budding pattern. The transcript has a single exon. The coding region runs from base 1 to 4338 and encodes 1445 amino acids. Gene Ontology annotation, cellular component: cellular bud neck contractile ring. Gene Ontology annotation, biological process: protein localization to bud neck; axial cellular bud site selection. The record is from RefSeq and is a predicted model, not a curated record. Gene Ontology annotation, molecular function: GTP binding. Lineage: Eukaryota; Fungi; Ascomycota; Pichiomycetes; Pichiales; Pichiaceae.
AUGAACUCUCUUGAGAUGGAAGGGGCCAUCCCACUCUUGAAACCUUCAAGAGGAAGCAGCUCUUCCAAUCUUUACGAAACUAGGAACGAUUCUAUGGAGAAGCUACUACAGGAUAUUGAUGACGAAACAAAGUCGAUGGCCACCACUAAUUCUGGACUUGAAAGGUCCAACUCCAAACUACGAGGCCCCAGGAUCCUGAUGAACGAAGAGGAAGAGGUAUGCAGCUUAGCUAUAGCUGAACCUGGUAACAAUAGUGAAACCGCUGAUCUUCUGGAUCUCUCCCCAUCCAAAAAAUCUGUAACAAUCGACAUCAGUCCUCCUGAAGUAUUGGAAUAUGAAUUGCAAUCCUCCGAAGAGGAAAUAGAGGAGAAGUACCUGGGUUAUUGCUCAGAUGAUGAAGCUAUCAGAGGAAAACGAUCGGAACUAAAUUGGAAACCGGUACCUUUGAAGAUCGAUACUCAGCACAUAGGCAAACCAUUACCACCCAUAGUCCCUUCGCCCUCAGAAGUUUCUCUGAAAGACGAGGCAGAUCAAGACUUAGAUGAUAGUAUAGAUGAUGCCACAAUCAAACAGAUAGUUACAAAAUCUACAAUGGAUGAAAAAAUUGAAGCGCUACUUUCAGAGCCACUUAGAGCACAAGACUUUGACCAUCAGUCUUACCUUGAGGAUGAGCGUCUGGGGCAGUUGAAAACACCAACACGGAUUCAUAAUAAUAGAUUAAAGAAGAAGAACUACGUUCAGGAGAUUCUUCUUUCCAAGAAUACCAGCACAAACGACAUGGAAGAGAAUUUGAUCGGACUUACCAAUAUCUUUGAAACCGAUGUUAGAAAUACUCCAAAUAACGGUUCUCUCAUUUUGCAAUUGAAUCGAUCUAAUAGUGUCGCUUCGCAGGCUAGUAUUAUUUCAGGGGAUAGGAAGCUGGAAACCUCCACCACUAAUAAAGUUUCAGUUCCUAUAACCCUAAGUGAUGGAAUUAAGGGCUUAUCCAACGAAAUUGUCGAACAACUGAUCCCCGAACUUCAACCAGCUGAAUUGUUUGAUCAAGAUCUUCUUGAAAGCCCUCGCACCCUAGUUGGUUCAGUGUCAAUUGGAGAAGAAGAUCUCGAUAAGGUGGAAGGUGUUGUUACAUCCGAGGUGAGUAAUGAUAUUGAAUCCUCAAUUCUACAACUACUUGACACAAACGAAGCUGAACCUGAUAACUCUCAUAACGAAGAGGAUAAAGAGUCCAAAGAUACGAAACUAAAAAAUCGCCUCGAAGAAUCAGGGUUAUCAAAACAACUCGAACAAUUAAAGGAGAUAAAGCCAGUAGAAGAAUCGGAAGAAUCAGAAGAUUCAGAGCAGUCUGAUCACUCAGCUCUUUCAAGUCAUCCCGUGGAAGAGGAAGAAGUACCAAAAGAAACAGAUCAUACUCACAGCAGAAGCCCAUCCAUCACUCAAUUUCUUUAUAAUGUCGGAAAAGGAUUCAAGGAAAUAAUCACUCCAACUUCAAGUUCUAAGAAUCUCGAUCAAUUGGCCGAGAAGAGCCCUGAAAAUAAUGAGCCCGAGCUUCAUACGAAAGAAGGAGAAGAAUUCAAACCACCCGAGGUCAUCAAAGUGGUCACCCCAAAUACAAGUAGUUUGGAAUCAUUGCAUGGGUCAGAGAUUGUUAACACGAUAGAUUAUUCUAUUUGCAAUCCUGUUACGAUUGAACACAAGUCGUCAUCAGAUGUGAGAGAGGUCAAACUUGAAGAUACAAUCUUGAAUGAGAAUGAUUCAAUUCUAGGAAAUUCAACAGGCAUAAAUAAUAUUGAUGAACCCGAACCAAUAUCACUUGAGAAUAAAGAAAGUGAUGAUAGUGAACAAACGUUAGCGUCAGUUUCUUCGCUCAAAAAGGAUGAGACUUUCGGUUUACCAGAAUUGGAACAGGAUUCCUCUUUUGGCCGAGACCUGAAAGUAUUUAUCGAAGACACAGGAGAAAAAAAAGUAUACGAUGAUGAUGAAGAGCCUCCACUAUUAAAAAAACCGAAGAAACAUUUACCCGAUGAAUAUUCACCGCAGCAAGAGGUCAUGUCAAUUUGGCAAACCCAACCAGUUGCUCAUCACGCUGUGCCGAAAACUUUCAAACCUGAUAUUCCUUCCAAGAUAUCAACUUUGAUGAACAAAAAAUUCCGAGUUUUGUCCAAUGAGAGUACAGUCGUUUACGAGGAUACACAAGUUCAAGGGACGUCGACAAGGAAUUCCAGCGGCAGUUCUGGUUACAGAUCUAUUUCAAACAACAGCUGUUUUUCUCAGUUAAGUAAUGUGUCAUUGGGUUCAGACUUUGGUUCUCAGUUUCAACAGUUCAAAUACAGAAAGGAAUCCAACACCAAUCCUGUUCCAAAACCUAACAAUAUCAGAAGACCAUCUCUUAAAGUAUCACAGAUAUGGAAUCGGGGAUCACCCUACUCUUCAAGUAACCAACUGGAUCAGUCAAUGGAAGGUAAUUUUGAGCUUCAUAGACUUAAGAAAUUGGUAUCAAACACCGAUACGGAUCAAAUUGCGUUUAGGAAAAUCCAAGUGGGAGCCAAAAAUAACCAGAAGCAAGACUUUGAUAUGAUAAGUGAAAGAGGAAGUAUAAUGUGCCUUGAUAAUUCCCUAGAAAUUGAGGAUUUCAAUACAAUGGCGCCACCUAAAGCAACUUCAGUAUUCAAUACUCAAGCAAAGAACAGUAGUUACUUACCCACUUCUUUGACUGAAGAAAUUGACAAAGAUCUAGAGUACACCAGAAAAAGAAGGGUAUCAGGCUUACUACAAUCUCCACUGUUAGCAUACGACAAUGAACUUAGAAAACAGAAUCACUUAGAAGCUUCAGCAAAUAUGAAUGUUAGAAGAACAAUAGAGAAGAACUCGCCUACAAAAUCAGUUAUAAGCAACAUGUCUAAUCAUACUAUGAAGAAACAGCUUUAUUAUCCGACCACCCCUACUUCUAGAAUGGUUGAUGAAUCAGCUCAAUUACCAUUUGUUUCGCAAAGUGCAAAAUCUAACGUCCAUACAGGUUCUUCGAAAUUUUUGAAUAGAAUCAGAGCAGAGUCUGAUGAAGUAGUCGAGCCACACACACCGAUAGUGAACUCAUACAGUCCUUCUAAAGAAGACCAGCAUUUGACAAGUGUAGUAAUACCUCAAAAGUCAACGGCGUCCAAGUUCAACAUAAAUGUUGAAAAGAAUACUAAGGUUUUAUCGACCCCCCAGUCAAGAUCUAAACCAACUUUAGCUGAAAUGAAGAGGAAAGCAAUGAGUUCUCCGAGCAAACCAAGACCUUUGUCUGCUGAUCUUGUAAGUGGAGAAAGAGGACGCUUUUUUCUCAAUAUAAAAGGAAUUAAGGACAUUGAACUUCCCGAACUACAGGAGCAUAAUGCUACUUUUACCAUGACUUUGGAUAAUACCAUUCACACCAUCAAAACACCCCCAAGUUCUCUUUUGGAGGGAUCUAUUGAUCAGGAGUUUGAGUUCAUUGUGCCCUCGUCACCUCUUGAAGUAUUUCUAACAUUCAAACUUGAGUAUACGAAGCAAAAAGAAAUCCUUACUGAAGUGACUGAAACAAAACUCGUCAAAUCGGGCAACUUUUUUGGGCGACUUUUUGGUUUCAAGCAUAAGAUCACCACAACUAAGGUUGUUCCCAAAAAAACUAAAGCCGACUCAUGGGAGCACAAAGUUGCCAUUGACGGAUCAUUCGCAAAAGGUUAUAUCAGUUUUCAAGAUUAUGAAACUUCAACAUGUGGAAAACUGAGAGCAUUCACGUUGAACUUGUUUAAUGAGUGGGAAACGUAUAAAGACAUUGGAGUUCAAGAGAGAAAAAGAAAAAAGCCGUACUGUAUUGCCAAGCUUGAAAUGGAAAUGCUUUUUAUUCCAAGAACUAAUGUUUACGAAAUAAUUCCUCCAAGCAUUGAAUCGGCUCAAGAACAAAUCAGGCAAUACAACCAAAUCCAUGAUGCUUUCCAUGAGGGCUUCCUGUACCAAGAAGGAGGAGACUCACCCAUCUGGACCAGAAGAUUCUUUAAAUUGGAAGGUUCGGACCUGAUCGCUCAUACUGAGACUAGUAAGAAACCCCGAGCCAGAAUAAAUCUUCGUCGAGUUACCGAUAUUUCUUAUCCCGGCAAAGUUUAUGAAGGAGCUGAGUCGGAGAAGAGAGUAUUCAGUGACUCCCUGGUUUUGAAUGAUGGUUUCAAGUUAGUCUUUAUUGAUGGAGAGGUAAUUUAUUUUGGAGCUGAUUCUAAAGCUGAAAGGGAUAUCUGGGUGGAUAAAUUGGAGUUUGCAUUAGCAAGACACAGAUUUGGCUUACAACCUUGGGUGAAGCUAAUGUCACAACAAUCCCAUGAUUGA